Messenger RNA from Coffea arabica (coffee), 510 nucleotides. Its product is annotated as polygalacturonase-like. Lineage: Eukaryota; Viridiplantae; Streptophyta; Magnoliopsida; Gentianales; Rubiaceae. Gene Ontology annotation, biological process: carbohydrate metabolic process. Gene Ontology annotation, molecular function: polygalacturonase activity. The record is from RefSeq and is a predicted model, not a curated record.
AUGUCUAUUGUCGACGGGGAAGUGAAUGAGCUAACGGAGGAUCCAGGCAGGCCAAGCCUUUAUUCACCCCUCAUUGCAGCUUACAACGUAGUAAAUUUUGGUGCCAGGGGAGAUGGGAGAACAGAUUCCACAGCAGCAUUUCUCUGGGCCUGGAUGUCAGCUUGCAGCUCAGCUAGCCCGGCAACAGUUUACGUGUCCCGAGGAAACUUCUUGAUUAGAGCGGCAUCUUUCUCAGGGCCUUGUAGGAGUAGAAUCCAGUUCCAAAUAGAUGGAACUCUUGUUGCUCCUGAUAAUUAUUAUGUCAUUGGCAACUCUGGAUUCUGGAUUUUGUUUUAUAAGGUCAGUAGGCUGACCAUCAGUGGUGGAACCAUUGAUACCCGGGGAAAUGAAUUUUGGUCUUGUAGGAAGAAUGGCAACAAUUGCCCGGCUGGAGCAAGGUCGAUGAUGGAAUUUGAUCUUGGCAUCUUCCCCCUCGUCGUUUCCAAUGUUAUACGUGCAAGAAAACCCUAA